Molecule: messenger RNA, 1636 nt
Organism: Lolium rigidum
Lineage: Eukaryota; Viridiplantae; Streptophyta; Magnoliopsida; Poales; Poaceae
Product: probable pyruvate, phosphate dikinase regulatory protein, chloroplastic
Exons: 4
Coding region: 16-1386 (456 amino acids)
Cellular component (GO): chloroplast
Molecular function (GO): protein serine/threonine kinase activity; phosphotransferase activity, phosphate group as acceptor; ATP binding
Source: RefSeq, a predicted model, not a curated record
CGCCGUCGAGACUCGAUGAUAGGUGCCAAGCUCGCGACGCCAACGCCGUCGGUGCUCCUCCCGCCCUCCCCUCGCCUCCGCGGCCGCCGCCUCUCCCCCACGGCCGCCUCAUGCCUCCCAGACACAGGCACGGGCCCGCCUGUAACCGCGGGCUCGGACCUAGACCGCCCUGUCCCGGCCGGGCAAGAGGCGGCGGCGGUGGCGGGGGCCGUCUCCUCCCCGCCGCGCUCGCGCGCCAGCUCGCAGCUCAGCCGGUGGUCGCGGGCGCGCGCCGUCCGGUCCGGGCGGCGGCUGGAGUGGCCGGCGACACGGGGGAGCGCGACGGUCUCGGUGCCGACCAGUUCGCCGCCGGCGUUCGACCAGGAGACUGCGGCGGCGGAGGAGGAGGACGAUGACGUUUGCGAUGUGUCUGAGGUCGACGGCGAGGCCGCGGCGAACUCGAUCUACAUGGUGUCGGACGGGACGGGGUCGACGCUGGAGCAAUCGGUGAACGCCGUGCUCGGCCAGUUCGAGCACUGCCUCGUCGACCGCCGCUGCGCCACAAGCACCCACCUCUUCUCCGGGGUUGAUGACAUGGACAACCUUCUUAAAAUAGUAAAGCAAGCAGCAAAAGAAGGAGCAUUGCUUCUAUAUACCCUUGCUGAUCCUUCAAUGGCCGAGGCAACCAAGAAGGCUUGUGAUCUAUGGGGUGUUCCAUCCACCGAUGUUCUUCGUCCUACGAUUGAAGCCAUAGCUUCUCAUAUUGGCGUUGCUCCAUCUGGGAUUCCACGAAGCUCUGCUAGCCGAAAGGGUCAACUUUCUGAGGAUUACUUCCGGCGAAUUGAAGCGAUUGAUUUCACCAUCAAACAAGAUGAUGGUGCUCAGCCACAGAACCUUGCCCGUGCACACAUCGUACUUGUUGGUGUUUCACGUACCGGAAAGACACCUUUGUCUAUUUAUCUAGCACAAAAGGGUUACAAAGUGGCAAACGUCCCAAUUGUGAUGGGAAUUGAUCUUCCAAAGGCUCUCUUUGAGAUUGACCAGGAUAAGAUAUUUGGGUUGACGAUAAAUCCUGUGGUUCUUCAGGCAAUCAGAAAGGCAAGAGCAAACACUCUGGGAUUUAAUGGGCAAAAGAGCAAUUAUGCUGAAAUGGAGCACGUGAGGCAGGAGCUGGACCACGCAAAUCAAAUAUUUGUUCAGCACCCAACAUGGCCAGUCAUUCAGGUCACUGGAAAAGCUAUAGAGGAAACAGCUGCUGUCAUUGUUAGGAUAUACCAUGACAGGAAGCAGAAAUGCUCCAUGCCACGCAUAUCAAAACGGGUGGCUCCAAUUCGAGUAUACGAUUACCGGUUAGAGAUGGUUAACACUCCUGUUGAGGCUCAAAAGGUAUUGGUUAGGGAAUUUUAAAGCUAUUCACCAGCAGUGGAGCGAAUCGGAAAUCUAGAACCUACUAUCUGACAUGGAACUCCCUGAUUAGAUUAGAGUCAUUCCCUCAAAAAAAGAAGCGAGUCAUUUUGCAUACAAGGCGGAGAUUGUUGGUUGUUCAUUGGUUUAGUCUAGUUUUUGUUUUAAGUUUAUAUAUACUCAUGUACAACCUCUUGUAGAAAUAAUCCAGCCAAAGACAAUCAUUACAUGUACAUCAGUGUAUAUUUUGGUA